Molecule: messenger RNA, 2481 nt
Organism: Labrus mixtus (cuckoo wrasse)
Lineage: Eukaryota; Metazoa; Chordata; Actinopteri; Labriformes; Labridae
Gene: atad3
Product: ATPase family AAA domain containing 3
Exons: 16
Coding region: 114-2186 (690 amino acids)
Biological process (GO): mitochondrion organization
Cellular component (GO): mitochondrion
Molecular function (GO): ATP hydrolysis activity; zinc ion binding; ATP binding
Source: RefSeq, a predicted model, not a curated record
UAUUGCGGCGUGACACGCGUGUGGAGGAAGUGAAGUGACAGUUCAGUAGCUGCUGCUGCCUCCUGCCAUUCACAGAACCGGCGAAAUUGUGUUUUAUUCAUUCUUUUUUUAGAAUGUCGUGGCUGUUCGGCCUGAACAAGGGGCAGCCUGAAGUGCCUCCCGGUCUCCCGGUUCAGCCUCCACCACCACCACCGCCUGCCGGAGGUUCUAGCGGCGGCGGAGAUAAAGCCAAGGACAAAUGGAGCAACUUCGAUCCCACCGGGCUGGAGCGGGCUGCUCAGGCGGCCAAGGAUCUUGACAAGUCCCGACAUGCCAAAGAAGCUCUGGACUUGGCUCGGAUGCAGGAGCAGUCCACUCAGAUGGAGCAUCAGAGCAAAAUGAAGGAGUAUGAAGCCGCAUUAGAACAGAUCAAAGGCGACCAAGUCCGAAUCCAGGGAGAGGAGAGGAGAAAAACUCUGAAUGAGGAGACCAAGCAACAUCAAGCGAGAGCUCAGUAUCAAGACAAGCUGGCCAGGCAGAGAUAUGAGGACCAACUAAGGCAACAGCAAGCCCUGAAUGAGGAUAACCUCCGCAAACAGGAGGAGUCUGUACAUAAACAGGAGGCCAUGAGGAAAGCAACAAUAGAGCACGAGAUGGAGCUGAGGCACAAGAACGAGCUGCUACGCAUAGAGGCGGAGUCUAAAGCACGAGCUCGCGUGGAGAGAGAAAACGCUGAUAUCAUUCGCGAGCAGAUUCGGCUGAAGGCUGCAGAGCACAGGCAGACUGUGUUGGAGUCCAUAAAGACUGCAGGCGCUGUGUUUGGAGAAGGAUUCAGAGCCUUUGUUUCAGACUGGGACAAAGUCACAGCCACGGUCGCUGGUCUUACCCUUUUAGCUGUGGGAGUUUAUACAGCCCGAAACGCAACAGGGGUGGCGGGACGUUACAUCGAGGCAAGGCUUGGGAAGCCGUCAUUGGUGCGGGAAACAUCUCGUUUCACUGUGGGGGAGGCAAUCAAGCAUCCAGUCAAGACGGUUAAACGGCUAAAGAGCAAACCUCAAGAUGCCCUUGAGGGAGUCGUGCUCAGCCCUUCCCUGGAAGAGCGUGUGCGUGAUGUCGCCAUAGCAACGAGAAACACAAGGCAAAACAAUGGCCUGUACAGGAACAUCCUCAUGUAUGGCCCCCCAGGAACAGGCAAAACUCUCUUUGCGAAGAAGCUGGCCAUGCAUUCUGGGAUGGACUAUGCAAUUAUGACCGGCGGUGAUGUGGCACCCAUGGGCCGUGAUGGUGUUACAGCCAUGCACAAAGUGUUUGACUGGGCUAACACAAGUCGACGCGGACUUCUUCUUUUUGUUGAUGAGGCUGAUGCAUUCCUUCGCAAGAGAUCUACUGAGAAGAUCAGUGAAGACCUCAGAGCUACUUUGAAUGCAUUCUUAUAUCGCACUGGAGAGCAGAGCAACAAGUUCAUGAUGGUGUUGGCCAGCAAUCAACCAGAGCAGUUUGAUUGGGCCAUAAACGAUCGUAUCGAUGAAAUUGUGAAUUUCGCUCUGCCGGGACCCGACGAGAGGGAGAGGCUGGUGCGGUUGUACUUUGACAAAUAUGUGCUGGGACCCGCCACUGGAGGGAGGCAGAGGAUGAAGCUGGCUCAGUUUGACUAUGGUCAAAAGUGCACUGAGAUAGCGAAGCGGGCAGAAGGCAUGUCAGGGCGAGAGAUAUCUAAGCUUGGUGUGGCCUGGCAGGCAGCAGCAUAUUCAUCUGAAGAUGGUGUCCUGACGGAGGCUAUGAUUGACGCUCGAGUUGAUGAUGCUGUCAAGCAGCACCUUCAGAAGAUGGACUGGCUGCAUGGGGAGGAGGAGGCUCAGGGUAAGACCCUUACAACUCCCCAAGCUGGGGCAGAAACCAGUGGAGGUAAGAUGGGCUUUACUCUGCCCCUCAGUGAGGCACCUCAGGCUGAGGAGGUGAUUGCCCCAAUCCUUGAGAUUGAUACAAAAGAAGAAGGUGCAAGUAUACCACCUCCUUCUUCAGACAACAACCUAUCAGCAGAAGGCAAGAGUGAACAGGACUGUGAAGAUGCUUUCAAAGCAGAAGCUGCUGCAUCAACAACAGCAGAAGAGAGUUUGACCAAGCCUACAGUUUCCACUGACAGUGAGGGCAAAGUUGAAAAGAAAGACAAAACUGGAUCUUCACCAAAUGAUGGAACUCCAGUUUGAUUGGUAGAUUGUUCAGUGGUAGAAAAAAUAGUUUACUGUCCAUUCAACUUGUCCACAGGUCAUGACUUAAAAAGCCUGUACAACUGUCUGUAACAGAUGAAGAAAAAGUCAACUGGUUGGAAGAGAUAAUCAGUUAACUUUUCAAUACAAAACUGAAGCCUGAGGCUCUAACAUUCUAAUAUAUAAUGUAUGGAUCAUAAAGAUGUAUGUGAAACCAGACUGUAAUAACAGUAUGUAAGUGUUGUGCACAGUGGAGUGUCCAUUGGAAUGAUUAAAUGGAUGUUUUUUAUAUGAA